GAGAGAAAGGGAGAGAGAGAGAGAAAGAAAGAGAGAACAAAAGAGGAAGGGGAAAAGGGAAUUUAAAAGAAAAUCUUGAAGGAAAGGGAAACAGGAAGAAAAGAGGAAUAUGAUAGGGAAAGGAGAAAUAAUGGGGAAAAGGAAAAGGAUAAGGAUAAAAAGGGGACAAGUGAAGAAGAAAGAAAGAAGAAAAGGAGAGUAAAAAAUGAAGAGGAGAGGACUGAAUAGGGGAAAGGAAAGGGGAAAGAGAAGAGCUGGGAAGAAGAAAGAGGAAAAGAAAGAGAAAGGGGGAAACAAAAAAGGUGAGGAGAGGAGAAGCAGAACUGAGAUAAAGGGAAAUGAAGAUUUGCCUGUAGCACAUUAAAUCUGCACAGCCCAGCACCCCAGAUCAGCCUGGUCCUUCCUGGUCCAGCCAAGGAAUAGGUGCCCUGACACCACCCGAGUGCUGGAAAAGCACAAGGUGACCUGCCUGCCAGCCAGAGCAGGGCCAUGAUCACACUCCUACGUCCCUACAAACAGACUCCUGGGGCUUGCCUGCCCAUAUGCCCCAAUACAGCUCUCUUGGGCAUAGAGGAAUUGGAGGCUAUCCUGUGCCUCCCUUUCCCAUAUCACUCACUCGCUGGGGAGAGCCCAUCACUUGCUAUGGGAGGCUGAGCUGGUAACAGGUUUUUCCCCUACUCUGUCAUCAGGCCUGACCCAGGUGGACCAGUCUGAUCCUGGAGUGCAGGAUUGCUCAGCUUUGUCUCAGGACUGGCAGGGUGUGAGCAGAACUGGGGGAGCACAGCAGCUAGAAGCUAACCCUGUUUCUCCUUUCUGCCAGGGGCCCGUGUUGGAAGGAGAUCUAAGAUGAAGUUAUGGGAUGUUGUGGCUGUCUGUGUGGUGCUGCUCAACACGGUCUCCACCUUGCCCCUGCCCACCGGUAAGACGCCUCCCAAGGGGUCCCCUUCAGUGAUAGAGGGACCUGAAGAUGAUCUCUCCCCCAUCAGCCUGCUGCCUUCCUAUGCUGUGCACAGUGACUCUAAUAUGCCAGAGGAUUAUCCAGAUCAGUUUGAUGAAGUAGUGGACUUUAUUCAAGCCACUAUUAAAAGACUGAGGAGGUCACCAGAUAAACAGACUCCGAUUUUUUCUAGGCGGGAGAGAAACCGUCAAAACGCAGCGACAAACAUAGAGAAUUCCAGCAAGAAAGGAAGGAGGAAUCAAAAGGGCAAAAAUCGAGGAUGUGUCUUAACAGAAAUACAUUUAAACGUGACUGACUUGGAUUUGGGAUAUGAAACCAAAGAAGAGCUAAUUUUCCGGUAUUGCAGUGGAUCUUGUGAUGCAGCUGAGACCACCUAUGACAAAAUUUUAAAAAACUUAACCAAAAAGAAAAAACUGGUCACUGACAAAGUGAGGCAAGCUUGUUGCAGACCCACAGCCUUUGAUGAUGACCUAUCCUUUUUGGAUGAUAACCUGGUUUACCACAUACUGAAAAAACAUUCCGCAAAAAGGUGUGGAUGCGUCUGACAGCUGCUUGCCAGAGACGGCACCAGUUUUCCAUUCCUACUACACUGCAAAGAGAGGGACCAAGGUUCCCAGGGAAAUGUCUACUCAGAGUGGAGAAAAAAGGACCAAGAACACAAAAAAUGAGGAGCCAUGAGAGCCUGGGAAUGGGGGGACACGAAGCAGAGUAGAAGGAUGGAGACUUUUGAUAUCCUAUGGGGAUUUAGAUAAAAGCUCAGGUGGAGAUGCCGAUGGAUGGAUGGUGUGCACGCUACCUUUCCUGUUUGACUCAGUCCACCAUCAGUGAGACUCAAUCCAUGAGGAACGUGCUUAAAAACACAACCCUACCAUACCACGCUGUGUUGUAGUUAUGCCAUGAUAUAGCAGUUAUACCAAGAAGCUUAGCAAAGAAGUAGGUUAGGAGUACCUUACUAAUCCCCUGUGCCCUCAGCUCUACUGAAAGACACAUUGUGCUACUGCUCAUCGGAGGGCAGUUCCUGAGUGCUUAGGACAACUCCUAAGCUAUAAUAAGAUUAACCUUGUAAGUAAGAUGAUAUUGGGCAAAUGUCAGAAAGACCAGGCUCAAGUUUUCACAAAGCAAAACAGUUCUGCUUAGUGGCUAAGUUUGGUUAUUUCCAUCUCGUGUUUCUUCCUUGAGUGCAGGAUUUCAUUUUUCUGCUACCUAUGAAAACAAGUUGAGUUUUUAAGCACUUCUUCCUAGUAUAGUAAGAGAAAUAACAAGCCCAGCCUACACAAAAUGCGUUUCUUUAGGUUUACAAAGGACUAAAGUCACUUGCGUAACUACAUUUCUAUUUGGUCAUUGUGAGUGAGCAGAGACUACUUGAUGCAAUGCAUCCCUUCAGAGACAUAAAUAUACAGAAGAUAUUUAUUGCAAUUAAGUUAUUGUUAUUUAUUACAGUUCAGUAAUGAGUCUCCUUAUUUAUUAAAGUGUCUUUCAAAGGUGCCAAAGUAGAUGGCACUUGGGGAUAUAGAGAGACAAAGACGUUGGGAACAACGGUCCAUGCUUUUGAUUGAAAGUGUUAACUUGAAUGCAAAAAAUCACUUACUUUACCUUUUUUUUCCUUUAAACAAAAUCUUGAUUAUGUUCACAAAAGGUAGUGCCAAAGCCUGCAGCCCUUCUUCCUAUUCAAUAAUCCUUUAGCAAAUUUCUGCAGUCAAACAUGUGCAGGAGCAGCAAUGGCUCUGGACGAGUGAGGGUCGCAGAACUUGGCUCGACAUUAGCAAUUUGUUAGAAAAACUAAUUUUAGUCAUAUUUUAAAUGUAGCCACAUUUUUUUCUCACACUUUAUGCCAACUGACCUCAUAUAACUAUUGACAAAUGGAAAAUAAUCACAUUUAGCCUUAUAAUUUCUUGUUAUAUUUAUUUAAGCUUUUCCUUCCAUAUUUCCAUAUAGAAGAGGUUAAGUUCCUCUUACUAGUUAGCCCUGGAUUUAAUAUAGUCUGCAAGUAAACAGUUGUGUUAAAUAACCAGAGUGUUUUGUAUAAUUUGCUGAAACAUUACAGGAUUGUACCCAUGCAGCCAAACAGUCCGAGUUUCCUUAGGACGAGGGAGGUGGUGCAGCAAAGGUGUUCACACGUGACCGCUAAUGCAAGCUCUCGUUCUGGAGACAUUUUUUGCAAAGGAGCAGGAGUACAGGUCACUAGACAUACCUGACAACCGGUGAAGCAUCAACUCCCACAAAAACAACAUGAAAAAAAAAUUCCUACUGAAAAAGAUGGUCCAACCAUUUAUCUCAAGUAUGCAAUGGCUCUCCAUACUCAUUUUGCCCCGGGCCCCUUGGGGCACCACUAAGGAAGGGUCUAGAGGUCAAAAAAGUCCAGAACAGGCAUAGAAAGAUGCACCAGGUAUAUGGCAUAUAAUUCAUCUCUGACUUCCGCUGCUUUCCUGGGCGGAUGGAGGCUGGCCCCAGAGAACCACCCGCAGGGUCUGUUCUCACACUGCCAGGGAGACACCUUACCCUCCACGCUGCUCAGGGGUGGUGACACCACCAGCACUGGCAUAAUGUGGGUACUAAAAGCCUGCCAAGCUGAGGGUCAGCUGCGCUGCUGUGCAGCUGACGAGUGACAGCGCUCAGAGGUGUCCUUUCCCUGGCCCCAGUUGCUGAAAACAAAACUUGCCUCAAAGCAUUUUCUGUGCAGCUUGAAGAGGCUGCAACCAAAGCAAAUCUCUAUGUUCAAAAUACAAAAGGGUAAAGUUUGUGAUUUUUUUUUUAAAUUUUUUUAGGGUAUUGUUUUUUGUUUUGUUUUUUUUUUAGGUUGUUGGUUUUUUGGGUUUUUUUUUAGUUUUCAGACCUUACUGAAGACAGGAGUGUGCUUAUCUGGAUUUUUUUACUUCACCUGCAAUUAUAUGUCUCAGUCAUUUGUGUUAACCAACCAAAGUUCUCUACAGACUUUAUUUUUGUACAAUAUUCAUUUUAUAACUUUUUACAAAAUAAAACUCAUUUCUAUUGUUA
Molecule: messenger RNA, 3952 nt
Organism: Pseudopipra pipra
Lineage: Eukaryota; Metazoa; Chordata; Aves; Passeriformes; Pipridae
Gene: GDNF
Product: glial cell derived neurotrophic factor
Exons: 2
Coding region: 847-1503 (218 amino acids)
Biological process (GO): peripheral nervous system development; positive regulation of branching involved in ureteric bud morphogenesis; negative regulation of neuron apoptotic process
Molecular function (GO): receptor tyrosine kinase binding; glial cell-derived neurotrophic factor receptor binding; growth factor activity
Source: RefSeq, a predicted model, not a curated record